This is a messenger RNA of Photinus pyralis (common eastern firefly), 604 nucleotides long. RefSeq lists its product as uncharacterized. NCBI's taxonomy places the organism in Eukaryota, Metazoa, Arthropoda, Insecta, Coleoptera, Lampyridae. The transcript is spliced from 2 exons. The coding region runs from base 77 to 502 and encodes 141 amino acids. The record is from RefSeq and is a predicted model, not a curated record. Gene Ontology annotation, biological process: sensory perception of smell. Gene Ontology annotation, molecular function: odorant binding.
CUAUCACUAUCUUCGAUGUAUAUACAGGUGUCAACUACUCUCACGCUAACCCUCUACAGAAAGCAAAAGCUACAGCAUGCUAUUGACAGUGUUGUGUUUGAUGCUAUUGGCUACUACUGCCACUUCACAGGACAGUUUCGGAGAUGUGAUUGCAAAUAUAAGACACACAAUCAAGGAUAUUAAAAGCAACUGCUUCCAAACCGAAGGUGUGGAUGAAAACGAGCUGGAACGUAUACUCAUGCUAGGAAAAUAUGACAGUACUAAUCAUGACUUAAAAUGCGCCGUGAAGUGCCUGUAUGUAAAUACAGAAAUAAUGAGCUCAACUGGAGAAAUUAAUGAAGCAAAUAUGAAGACAAAAACCGGAACUUCAAAUGUGGAUAUUCAAGAUGCAGUAGUUGCGAACUGCAAAGGUUUUACGGAUUCAGAUCUCUGUGAAAGGACUUAUAAAAUUAGUAACUGCACCUACCAUACUAUCAAAAGUGGACUUACUGGACGCGAAUAAUUUUUAUGAGAAUAGUAUUUGUGUAUUUGUUAUAUUUGGUUUGCUUUUUGGAUCCUUUUGUUCCGCUGUAGUUAUUGUACCUUUAUUAUACAUAUUAUUUAA